Pseudopipra pipra is the source of this 2914-nucleotide messenger RNA. RefSeq names its product UFM1 specific peptidase 2 (gene UFSP2). The transcript has 12 exons. NCBI's taxonomy places the organism in Eukaryota, Metazoa, Chordata, Aves, Passeriformes, Pipridae. The record is from RefSeq and is a predicted model, not a curated record. The coding region runs from base 471 to 1859 and encodes 462 amino acids.
UCCCUCACUGGAGAUGUUCGAGAACUGUCAGCAGGCAAUUUUGUGCAAUGUCCUCUAGGACGACCCUGCUUGAGCAGGGAGAUUGGACCACGUGAUCCACUGUGGUCCCUUCCAACCUGACCCAUUCUGUGAUCAUCCAUGAGGAGCCACUAUAAAAAGGCCAGAUCCUCUCUUCCUCCUUUUGCAAAGCUCUGCUUCUUAUUCAUGAAUGUUAUUCUUGCAUAAUAAUAAUUCAAAUAGAAAGAUCUUGCACAUGCAAACAUUCUUUCAGGCACUUGUGGAUCCCACACUCCAAGACCCUAUUAAUGUAGAUAACUGUAUUAUCUAAAAUACUCCACAGUUAUGCUUCAGGAACCAAACUCUUUAUUGUAGAACUUUGGCGCUCCAGAGUCACUAAAAUCUGAAAAUCCUUUGCCCACAACUAAAAGUGUAGUAGAUGAUUAUAUUUUCAUCAGGUAAUUCUAGAAGCUAUGGAUAUACUCUUCAGAAUAAGAGGAGGCUUGGAUCUUGCAUUUCAGCUAGCAACUACUGAUGAGGCAUCAACAAAAAAGGCAUUAGGAUAUGUUUUCAGUGAUCUUGCAAACAAAUUGUCCUCAGAGGUUCUUGUAUUAAGAAUUUGCCACAGUUCAGUGUAUGUGUGGCCUAACAAUGGUAUGACCACAGUUCCAGAUCUGACUGAUGAGUCUGCGUGUAAGGAGAUAACACGAUUUAUCCAAUUUGAUCAAGAUGACGAGACCAAACGAAAGCCUGGCAAAAAGAAGGAUAAGAAGUUACAAGAUACGCAGCAGAUAGUCAAUGUAGACCUCAUGUUGGAAAUGACAUCUUCUUUAGCUGCUUUGGCUCCAGUCAUUGAAAGGGAAAAUAAGGAACACCACUACAUAAAUAUGACAUUACCAGUUGAUGUUGUUGUAUCUGUUUCUCCAGAAGAAACGUGGGGAAAGGUACAAAAUCUCCUGGUGAAAGCAAUUCAUGGGCAAUUAGAUGACAUGGAAAGAUGUAUCAUGAAAUACGUGAAAGGAACAUCAAUUGUGGUACCAGAACAAUUUCAUUUCAUGUUACCAGGAAAAAAUCAUCUUGUAACAAUCUCAUAUCCUACAGGUAUUUCAGAUGAUCAACUGGAAAGUUACAGAAAGGAAUUGCAUGGGUUAUACAAUCUGCCUUGUGACAGACCAUAUUUCAAGAGAGCAAAUGCUUAUCAUUUUCCAGAUGAACCAUAUAAAGAUGGAUAUCUCAGAAAUCCACACGUACAUCUUAAUUCGCCUGGUAUGGAGCCUGGUAUGGUUUAUUUAGUACAUGGUGUGUAUAGUUAUCACCACUAUAUGCAGGAUCGGACUGAUGACAGUGGUUGGGGCUGUGCCUAUAGGUCUUUGCAGACAAUCUGCUCUUGGUUCAAGCACCAAGGUUACAUUGACAGACCUAUACCAACACACAAGGAAAUUCAACAGGCACUGGUUGAUGCUGGAGACAAGCCUGCAGCAUUUGUUGGAUCACGGCAAUGGAUUGGUUCAAUUGAGGUACAGCUUGUUCUGAAUCAGCUUUUUGGAAUAACAUCCAAAAUAUUAUUUGUCAGCAAGGGUUCUGAACUAGCACUGCAGGGAAGAGAGCUUGCUAAUCAUUUCAAGACUGAGGGAACUCCAAUUAUGAUUGGUGGAGGUAUUUUAGCUCACACGAUAUUAGGAGUGGCUUGGAAUGAGAUUACAGGGCAAAUAAAAUAUUUGAUUCUAGACCCACAUUACACCGGAGGAGAAGAUCUGCAUGCUGUUUUGGAAAAGGGCUGCUGUGGAUGGAAGGGCCCGGAGUUUUGGAACAAGGAUGCCUAUUAUAAUCUGUGCCUACCUCAACGACCAAAAGCUAUUUAAAUUCCUCUCUUGUGCUGGAACAUGCUACACCAGAAUACUAGCUGAUCUAGAUAAAACUGCCCUGUUAUUUAUCAAAAGAAUGCUUUAAGUCAAUCAAAACUCAGUUGAAAUAGAAACAUUGCUGGCGUAAUUUAAAUUAAGAAACUUUUUUUUUAAAUGAAACCUCUAGAAAUAAGAGUUAUCUGCUGUGAACUGCAUUCCUUACAAAUGCAUUUAUUAGGCAACUAAUAUCUGUUCUUUUCCCUAAUGCAACUUUAUAUUUAUAUAGCAAUUUUUGCUAUGCUAAAAUCUUUACAGAUUAAAUGCCCAAUCCUUUUAUUUUAUGGAUUUCUUUCAUGACGAAAAGAUGAACUGUCCUCUGCCUUUCAGAUUCUACACAGCCAGCUGUCUUGUGGACUGUGAAUCUGUUCAAAGGCAUCGUUUGCUGCUGGCACUGUCAAUGGUGGCCUUUUGGGAGUGGGAAAAAAAUGGCUAUAUGUACUGAAUUUUAUGAAUUCUGCUCUCAUAUUUACACAGAAAAAAAAAUCAAGAGAAUUAAUUGUCACAUGCUCAUUUAUUUAUAGCUGUAUGAAUACAACUAUUGGGAGGGAACCACAACAUUCUUCUGUAAGAAGUAACAAUAAACAAGCUUUCCUCCUUCUCAGAAGGAGACAAUGUCCCAGCAUACACAUCUGGCUGCUCAAUGUAUCAUCCAGUCAUGUUUCUUCAGACUUCGGAUUCCCCAUAUUUCAUGUUGGGAUUACAGGCUGUUUCUUCUGGCAGCAAGGAAACAAGAUCUGUCAUCUGAAUAAACAACAAUAAGUCUGUAGCUUCUACAUCAGUACACCAGUAAGAGUACCUAUUUUUUUUCCCCUUUGUUAAAGUAGUUGUUCCAGUGGCAUUCCCCAUGCACUGUCCGUUUCCAAGAAGACCAUAACCUUAACUACCUAUGCAAGUUCAUCCUUACCAGCAGGCUUCUAUAUCUAACUGCUAUGUGUCUAAAACCAUUUACUUGGACGCUGAAAACAUUUAGAAAAAUAUUCUGGAUUGUAUUAAACUAACUGUGUUACACACCA